Messenger RNA from Ramularia collo-cygni, 2226 nucleotides. RefSeq lists its product as uncharacterized. Bases 1 to 2226 code for a protein of 741 amino acids. The record is from RefSeq and is a predicted model, not a curated record. Gene Ontology annotation, molecular function: zinc ion binding; DNA binding; DNA-binding transcription factor activity, RNA polymerase II-specific. The transcript has a single exon. Gene Ontology annotation, biological process: DNA-templated transcription. Gene Ontology annotation, cellular component: nucleus. NCBI's taxonomy places the organism in Eukaryota, Fungi, Ascomycota, Dothideomycetes, Mycosphaerellales, Mycosphaerellaceae.
AUGGUCGGCUCCGAGCAGCAACAACAGCAGCACCAGGAAGCUUACCCGUCGCCCUCGGCUGCCCCCAAUAAUUUGCCCUUCUACGCCCACCUGCAGCAGCACGGUCUCGAGCCACAAGGUCAGAACGAACCAAGGCACUCGCGGUCUCCCGAAAUAGACGACGACGAGGACGACACACACAACGAAGAUACCGACGUGGGCACGCAGCUCCACAAUGCCCUCGGAAGCUUUGGCAACUUUGGUGCAGCGCCGGGCCAGCAGACCUUCCACUCUGCAUAUGCAUCUUCCUCUGGUAUCCCGCACGGCUCAGUCGCAUAUGCGCAAGCCAAUGGCUCGGAGAAUGCGGGUCCGCCCAUGCCCGAUAAGAGCAAGCCUAGGACGAAAGUCAGCCGCGCCUGUGACGAGUGUCGGCGUAAGAAGAUACGCUGCGAUGCGGUAGACGAGGUUCCUACCAUGCCCUGCAACAAUUGUGCACGUACUGCGGCGAAAUGUACCUUUAGUAGACAGCCGCUGAAGAGAGGCCCGAGCAAAGGCUACAUCAAAGAGCUGGCCGAGCGUCUCAAUUCUCUGGAACAGCAAGUCCACCCUCCACAUUUGGAACAGCAGCAUCGCUAUGAGAUUCAGCAGGUGCAGCAGGCAAUGGCGGAAGGUCUGCAAGCGUACGGACACGACCCGCGCAUUCUUCAUGACCCGCGAGCUGGCGACAAGCGGACGCACGACAUGGUGGAAGGUCAGCUCACCGGACAGCAGCCCAUAUUCCAACACAUCAGCAGCAACAGUAACCAGCCACUUCCACCACCCUCACAACAGCAGUAUCAGACUCAGAUCCAACCUAUGCAGCGUUCGCAGCAUGUGCAUCCUACUGUUCAGCCAUUUUGGCGUCAGGGCGGCAAUGAGCAGCGUCAGGAUCCUGCAAUUGGUCUCGCCUUUGAACCCGAGCCUAGCGCUGCGAGCACGACCAUUACAAACUUCGACUGGGAUGAAAGUGUGAUUGACGAGUACUACCGMAUAAUUCAUCAGACUUUCCCUCUUCUUGCCAGUAAUAAGAAUCGCCUGCGACAGCGACUUGCGGAAUGCCCGGCCUCGUUGCGGGAAGCACAUCUUGCAGCCCUCGAUUGCUUGAUGCGAACAUUCCCGACUUCGACCCUUGCGCCGAAUGCUGGAUAUCCACAAGCAUUGAAGCGUACUGCUGAGCUGCUGGCCAAAUACCCGUUCGACAACCCGAGUACACACACCAACGCUACGAACCUGGUGUAUCUACAAACAUUGCUGUUGAUGGCCUUGGAGAGCGACAAUCACGGACCAGCUACGAUAAGAGGCCAAGCUGGCCCUAGCCGGGCAGAAUGGCUGGGUCGUGCAGCAGGUGUGGCCGGACAGCUGGAGAUUAAUACAAUUCGGACUACCAGCAACUCCGUGAUGGAAGGAGAUCGAGACUCUGAGGAGAGACUGGCGCGGAGAGUGUGGUGGGUAUUGUUCAUUCUCGAUCGAUGGCACGCAAGCUCCACAGCGGAUCUGCUGAAACUGCCCGAGAAUAGUGUCGUUCUUCUCCCUGAGGAUCAGAUUUUACUUGGCGAGUCGACCUAUCACUUGGCGAGACUGUCGUUCAUCAUAGGACAUCUGGCGGCUAUUCUCACGACAACCAAGACGCCCAGCACAGAUGUCAUGGCCCCGAGCAACCCUGCGUCCUCUCUGCUUGGCUUGACAUUGGCUGGCGAGAUCGAUCGUUUCAGGGAGAGCGUAGAGUCGGUUUGGGGUUCCCUUAAUUUGGUACACCUCUCAUACCACCACUGCCAUCUUCUGAUCAAGCGCCUCAAUCCCACCACGGAGCCUUCGGAGCUCGUUGGGCAUGCCGUCAAGGUUGCCACUGUGUUGAAUUCUAGAAGAACACCAGUGACGCCGCUGAACCAUCACUUCGGUGCAUUGGCGGCCAUGACGCUUUGUGAACUUUGCGAUGUGCCGAAGACACGGCCGGAAGCCAUGAAAGGGUUGCAGCAAAUGGCGGAAAGUCUUGACGAGGGGAGAGGCUUGGCAGGAAAGUCCGGAAGUGAAGGAUGGGAUGGAGCUGUUAGAGAGUUGGUGGGGAAGAAGCGAGCAAAAGUCAUGGCGGAGAUCGCCGAUGGAGCAGGCGCAAGUGGUGAUGAGAAUGGGAACUUUGAUCCGACGAUGUUGACGAGGUAUGGCUACCUGACGAGUCUCGGGCAAGGGUUGUUCUUGAGGAAUACGUGA